Messenger RNA from Magallana angulata, 2131 nucleotides. Its product is annotated as transmembrane protein 26-like. The transcript is spliced from 5 exons. Lineage: Eukaryota; Metazoa; Mollusca; Bivalvia; Ostreida; Ostreidae. The record is from RefSeq and is a predicted model, not a curated record. Bases 218 to 1396 code for a protein of 392 amino acids.
CGGACGCGAGAUGUAACCUGAACCCUCUUUCAGUGAGUGGUUUCUGUGGAAGGUCCUACCCCUCUUACGCGCACUCCAGUCGAUUCCUGCUAAUCGAUAAGGUAUUUCCGAUAAUUGAAUCGAAAGAUCUACAAUUUGGCAAUUCACGUAUUUUCGUGUUGGAGCAGAUAUGAAACGGGACAUACACUUUUGUUUGAAGAUGGAAUGAGACGUGAACAUGGGCAGUUUUACUGUGGCGCGCGCUAUUAUUGUCCGGCUUCUUUUUGCCUGUCACGGACUGGUUUCAAUAUGGCUGCUGUACCAGGUGACGCAAGAGCCUCGCUUCUGGUACCUAGCUGCGUCAUUCGGGUUUCUUCUGGUUGAGACCACAGUGACCCUGGUGAGAAAGCAGGGAAAGGAAUGGAAGUGGUUUUGUCCAAGUGUUCUGAUAUAUUUAACAAUGACGGUUCCCGCCAUUUGGUUUUUGGAACUGCACGAGCUGGAAAAACGCAUCGACCACCGCCAAUCCACUAGCUUCAACCUUAGCAACAUGAGUCUGAUCGAAAUCCAUAACGAAACCUUCGACUUGUCCGCACAUCUGGGCAGUGUGUUGGGGGUUAAAUUUGAGAUUCGAUUACCGAUCAAUUUGAGUCCGGAUGAGUGGAUCCGCACCCUGGAACAACUGCUGCUGCUGUUACUCAUUCUGGGUCGAUGGAUGUUGCCGAAAGGGAAACUGACACACGACCAGUUGUCGCAGUUACUGCUGGUCUAUAUAGGAACGGCCGCAGACAUCGUGGAAUUCUUCGAGGCCUUUAAAGAAGACGAGGUGCGGUUUAACAAAAUACUAUGCAUUUGCAUCUUGGGACUGUGGAGCCUCAGUUUGAUCCAGUUUACCCUCGUUCUCACUGCAGCACGUGCAAGACGUGACCAAUCCGGCCUCGUUACCCGCCACUACAACGUCAAACAGGGGAAACACGGAUGCUGCGCAGCAGACGUCUAUGGAAUACUCAUCUCAAUCCUUCUUCAAGAUUUACCAUUCUUGGUUCUGCGGAUUUUGUUGAUUUUUAAAUUCAACGUCCUCAGUUAUACGAACAUGUUUUUCACCUCCAAGAACACUUUAGUCAUACUGUUGUUGUUAUAUCGACUCGUGGUCGUUUUCUUGGAGCGCCGCUCCGAGGACAGACAGCAAAAGUACAACAAUCUAAAGUCGAAAUCGGAUCAUUCCCGACCCGUAAUGUCCUCCAAGUAUAACGGCCCCGGUAUACCUCGUUCUAAACCCUGCAGUGGGAACGUCACAACGGGAGAAAAAGCCAAUCUUGUCCAAAGGGACGUAUGUUUGGACGUACAACCCUCUCUGUACAAGUUAAAUCAAGACAAAAUACUGAGCCGAGAGAAAAAUUUAGAUAGUCGUUUCUGAAGAGGGGAUUAUACAACAUCGUCAUUUUCAUGAAUGUAUACAGAUCAUCGUCGUUAAAAAUGUUUAAAUAGGGAAUAGUUUAUUUUUUGUGUCCCGUAGAAAUAUUACAUCGUAAUCAUGAAUAUAGCAUCUGCCUAUUUGCUAUGUGUGAAGAGGUUCUAUAUAUGUACGUUACGCAUGUCACAAAAAACCUUUCGAAAACUGUUGAAAUCAAAAGGAAGGAAAAAUGUUGGCAAUUGUCACAAAAGAGUUUCAUGACAAUCACUUGUAAAGGGUAACUGAAUACUAGCAACGUGUGUCAAUGUGAUGUCAUAUCCGGGAAACAGAAAUUCGGAGGGGUCCUCAAAUAAAGCAAUAGCUCUUUAUCAAAAUUUGACCCAUCGCACAGCAAUUAAACUCCCAGUUACAAGGGAUCAUACAAGAGUAUGAGUAACAUAUUCUAACAAAUACGAGGAUUGUUCAGCAACAGCAGAUUUGCAAAAGAAAUGACAACUGGCAAUGUGUGAUGAAAUCCUAAACUGAAUCAUUGUACAGGAACUGUUGACGUGUAAUUAUCAAUUCAAUGUUUUUUCGUUAUUUUUCCGAGAUAUCUAUGAUAGUACAUGUAAAUGUAGUACGUCUAGUUUAAAACUGGUUCACUGAGUUACCGUAUAUACUCGCCUAUAAGUCGGAUUUUUUGGGAGUAGAAAAUUGAGUGAAAAGUGGGGGUCCGACUUAUAGGUGAGACAUAGUAAA